Messenger RNA from Camellia sinensis, 3399 nucleotides. Lineage: Eukaryota; Viridiplantae; Streptophyta; Magnoliopsida; Ericales; Theaceae. The record is from RefSeq and is a predicted model, not a curated record.
UUUUUUGAAAAUCUCUCUCAAAACCAAACCAAACACACCAAGACUCUCUUCAACCACCAUGCAGCACAGCCAGAGUCUCUUCAACCACCACAUAGCGUUUAAGCUUUAUUGGAAAGAGUAUAUAUGAAUUCGAACCCUCAUUUUUGCGCGUAAGCUUAAUCUCUAAUGGAGCCUCCAAUUCUAUCUCUUUCGGAUUUUUAUGCGUCUCUCCUCCAAACAAGCCUCAAGACCAAGAACCCAUUUGCCGGAAAAUCGAUUCACGCUCAGAUUAUCAAAUCCGGGCUUCAAUUAAGUGUGUUUUUGAUGAACAAUCUGAUCAAUUUCUAUGCUAAAAGUGGGCACAUUUCUGAUGCCCACCAAGUUUUCGAUGAAAUGCCUAUGAAGAACGCAUCGUCUUCGAAUACACUUCUAUCAGCUUAUGCAAAACAGGGCAAGAUUGAUUUAGCGUACCAGGUUUUUGACGAAAUGCCUGAGCCUGAUUCGGUUUCGUGGACUGCGAUGAUCAUAGGUUAUAAACAGAUGGGUUGUGUUGAAAAUGGGAUUAAAAUGUUUCUAGAUAUGAUUUCUUGUAGAGUUUUGCCAACCCAGUUCACAAUUACAAAUAUUCUUGCUUCAUGUGCUGGUGUAGAAGCUUUGGCUAUUGGUAGGAAGAUUCACUCAUUUGUUGUUAAACUUGGGCUCAGUAGCUAUGUCAGUGUAGCUAAUUCCCUCCUCAACAUGUACGCAAAGUCUGGCGAUCCAAGGACCGCGAAGACUGUUUUUGAUAGGAUAAAGUUGAAGAGUGUAUCAAGUUGGAACGCUAUGGUUUCGUUGCAUAUGCAAUCUGGGAAGCUAGAUCUUGCUCUGGCCCAGUUCGAACAAAUGUGCGAACGGGAUGUAGUUUCGUGGAAUUCAAUGAUUGCAGGUUACAAUCAGCAUGGAUUCGAUCUUCAGGCGUUGGAUAUGUUCUCAAGAAUGUUAAAGAACACUUCUUUAAAGCCCGAUAAGUUCACAUUGGCAAGUGUUUUGUCAGCUUGUGCCAAUCUCGAGGAGUUGAAUCUUGGAAAACAAAUUCAUGCUCAUAUUAUUAGAACUGAAUUCAAUUCUUCUGGGCCAGUUGAAAAUGCUUUGAUUUUCAUGUAUUCCAAGUCAGGUGGGGUUGGGAUAGCUCGAAAGAUUUUGGAUCAAAGUGUGACUUCAAAUCUUAAUGUAAUAGCAUUUACAGCUCUUCUCGAUGGGUACAUCAAGCUCGGAGAUAUAAACCCUGCUAGACAAAUAUUUGACUCGUUGAGAGACCGUGAUGUGGUUGCGUGGACAGCAAUGAUAGUUGGUUAUAUGCAAAAUGGCUUCAAUGAUGAUGCAGUCAAACUUUUUCGGUCAAUGGUUAUAGAUGGCCCCAAGCCUAACAGCUAUACUCUAGCAGCUAUGUUGAGCGUGAGCUCAAGCCUGGCUUCUUUAGACCAUGGAAAACAAAUCCACACAAGAGCAAUUAGGUUCGGGGAAUCAUCAUCUAUUUCAGUGAGUAAUGCUUUGAUCGCCAUGUAUGCCAAAGCUGGAAGCAUCAAUGGUGCAAGGCAUGUAUUUAAUUUGAUACAUCAAAACAAAGAUACGGUCUCUUGGACUUCCAUGAUCAUUGCUUUAGCUCAACAUGGACUCGGAGAAGAAGCUAUGGAAUUGUUUGAGAAGAUGUUGAAUGUUGGUAUUAAGCCCGAUCAUAUUACAUAUGUUGGCGUGCUUUCUGCGUGUACGCAUGUGGGAUUGGUAGAACAAGGCCGGUUCUACUAUAAACUGAUGAAAGAUACACAUGGAAUCGAACCAACCUUGAGUCAUUAUGCUUGUAUGAUUGACUUGUUUGGGCGUGCUGGGCUGCUCCAAGAAGCUCAAGCUUUCAUAGAAAGCAUGCCAAUUGAGCCGGAUGUCAUAGCUUGGGGUUCACUUUUGGCUUCGUGUAAAGUUCACAAAAAUGUGGAGCUAGCGAAAUUUGCAGCCGAGAGGUUGCUUCUUAUCGAGCCUGAGAAUAGCGGGGCCUACUCGGCCCUCGCUAAUGUUUAUUCUGCCUGUGGAAAAUGGGAAGAUGCUGCUAAGAUUAGGAAGUCGAUGAAGGAUAAACAGGUGAAAAAAGAACAGGGUUUUAGUUGGGUUCAGAUUAAGAACGAAGUCCAUGUCUUCGGGGUUGAUGAUGGGUUGCACCCUCAGAGAGAGGUGAUUUAUCGAAUGAUGGAAAAAAUUUGGAAGGAGAUAAAAAAGUUGGGUUUUAUUCCCAACACUGAUGCGGUAUUACAUGACCUUGAUGAAGAGGUUAAAGAGCAGAUUCUUAGACAUCAUAGUGAAAAGCUUGCCAUUGCAUUUGGUCUGUUAAAUACGCCGGAGAACACUACUUUGAGGAUUAUGAAGAACCUUAGAGUCUGCGAUGACUGUCACUCCGCAAUAAAAUUUAUCACCAAACUUGUGGGGAGAGAAAUCAUUGUGAGAGAUGCUACUCGGUUUCACCAUUUCAGGGGUGGCUCAUGUUCUUGUCACGAUUAUUGGUAACCGAACCACUAACAGAAAUAGCUGAUACACUAACAGAAACACACUUGUUACAGUAUAUUGUUUGAUUAUUUUUCAAUGCCCUUGUAUACUGUGGUGGCCAAUUCAGCUACAAUACAAGGUUACUUACUUUAAUCAGCUGUUUGCUGGUAAUGAUGUGGAUGAAUUUAGUUCAAUUUUGAAGCGUGAAUGCACUCCAAAGAUAUUGAACACGACUUUCCGUUUCAACUCUACUAGGGGGCCUGCUUUCAUAUCAGAAUUGCUUUCUGUAAUGCCAAAUGCUCAUUACUACAAGAGAGGAACCUAUGACUUGAAAACGGCUAAUACAGUCUGUUUUUCACGAUCAGCGAGAUUUUAUAUUCUUUCGCCAUCAGCGGUACAUUUUUUAAACCAAAGAAAAUAAACAGAGUGAGUCAAAAGGUAAAAAGGUCAAGGACAAUAAGGACGAAAAUGGCACUCAAGACAAAACAAUUGCCUGCCUUCAGGAAUGUGGUCCUUGUCUCACGCUGAAGUUGAUCAGUCUGCAGCAUGGAACAUUUGAAAUAAAAGGCGGUGAAUAUGAGUGGGUUCACAAGCCGGAAAUGGACACAAGUGGCACAAGGUUUUUCUUGUGAUGUGAUUUUGGUAAUCUCGCAACCAAGUUUCUUGGUACUUGGCAAAAGAGUAAUCAAAGAAGACUGGAAAUUUUGAAAGUCCAUACCUUGUAAUGCGAAGCUAGUUAUUUGUAGCAUUUGUCGCCCUCAAUGGCCACUCAGUUUUUUUGUGUAUGCAUUAUUCUGUUUUUUUGUUGGUGCUAAUUGAUAACCCUUUAUAAAUUGUUUUGACCUUUCCUUUUUCAGACAAUGUGGCAAGAAAAAGUCCCAAACUUACAUGAGAAUGUAUUUGUUUUCC